AUGAUGGGCCAUCAAAAUCAGGACGAUUUCUUUCAAAUCCCCAGGUCGAUGUUCAACUACCCAUGGCUGGAAUAUCGAAACAGGAACCAAAAAUACAGAAAAGCCAUGUCUCCUGUUCAUCUGCCCUUGUCCUGUUACAAGCUGCCAAAGGAAGCAUUCCCCCCGAGUCCAGAGUGCUGGAGGGUGCACCCCAGCAGGCCAAAAGCAACUCCUUGCUUCUUCCACAAGAAACCCGAUUUCUUCAUACACUGGCGCACCCUGUAUGAACAACGCAAGGAACGGGAGUCGCAGAGGGUGAUCUUGAAAAAGAGAAAGCUCCCGAGGUACUUCAAAGACAGUGCCCAAAUACAAAACCUCCAUGUCUCACUCAGCAACUUAACCUUAAAACCGAAGUUGGUAACCAGGUCGUUAGAUCCCAUGGAGGACACUCUGAAGUGGCAAAGGUUAAAGGAGCUCACAAACAGCCUGAAAUCUCCAAGAGAGGAUGAGCAGUGCUAUGCAGCCUAUGCUUUAAGGCAACUGGGCAUCAAUAACGAGCUUGUCAUGGAAGCGCUGUGGCAGGUGGCUCAAACUAGUUCCACAAAAGUGAAGGACGAGGCCUAUAGAACCCUGGCCAUCCUAGGUUGCUUGAAUAAGACUGUGAUCCAGGCUCUCAUCAAACAGUUGACAGAACACAAGGAGGGUCAAAGGCUAGAGACCCUGGUGGGACUGCGCGUAGCUCUGAACUCCUGGGCUGCCGUGCCUAACAGCAAGAGGCUGGAAGUGGGAAAUGAGGACAAGCUGGUGCAGGUGCUGCAGAAGCUGACAGACAAGCCAUUGAGUGAAGUAUCCUUAGAGGCAGCCCUAUGCUUGGGUUUCCUGAGGCCCAGCAACAGCAUGGUCCAAGAGUUCCUGCAGCUCUGCCUGGGCCAAGGGUCCAUGCACCAGAGGAUGAAGGCACUUAGGAUGCUGGUCAAGAUAAUGAACAUUCACUCGGCUACAGUCACCAGGGCCAUUCUGGAACAGCUAAACUCUGCUGUCCUUGACGAUCGCAUUGAAGCCACCCAGAUGCUCAAGACCAUUGGGCUGGAAAAGAUCCAGGCCCAGGGGCUGGAAGAACUCACAUUUGACCUGCUCAAGAGGAAGAUACACAAUGAACCCUUCCUAGCAAUGAGGCAGGCUGUGUCCGAAACAGCGGGAGUACUCAAGAUGAAGCCUUUGAUCAUAAAACUGACAGAGGCGCAACUGAUGAGCCCAGAUGUCAGUGACCGCCAAGAAGCAGUCAUCUCUUUGGGUGCCCUGGGUAUCCGCAACCAACAGGUGUUCCACUUGCUGCUGGACAUGCUAGAUACGGAAGAGACUCAGAACGUGAAGAAGAGUAUACAAGAAACAUUACUUGUCUGGGCCUCGAGCAAUCCCUGGAUCCAAAUGAAGCUCAGGAACAAGGUUUUCUUUGUGUAUGAUGUACCUAAGGCUGUGAAGGCAGGGCCUACAAGGUUCCGGAAGGAGCCAGAUGGCCUGGAUGACUUAUGCAUCAAAGACUUUCGAUGUGCUAAGCUGAGCCCCUUGUUUAUUGCAAAGUCCUGCAACAAGCUAGGCGAAAAGCAAGAGGCGCCUGCUUUCUCAUUCUCUUUCUCCAAACCAACAAAGCAAAGGCCGCCGCCCAAAGGGCCUUGGCAGCCAAAAAUCAGGGAACAACUCCGGAAUUUGGUGAAGCCUCAAAGUACUUUCUUUUGGGGCUAA
Molecule: messenger RNA, 1722 nt
Organism: Acomys russatus (golden spiny mouse)
Lineage: Eukaryota; Metazoa; Chordata; Mammalia; Rodentia; Muridae
Gene: Heatr9
Product: HEAT repeat containing 9
Exons: 15
Coding region: 1-1722 (573 amino acids)
Source: RefSeq, a predicted model, not a curated record